AUGCGUGCGGUGCCCAAGGGAUGCACGGAAGUGUGUUCUGAUGCAGGCCAGGUGUACCAGGCCACGCCAGCUGCCAGCUGCCAGUCUCCGAGCUGCACGCCUGCUCGCGCCACCAAACAACAUGCGCCGAGUGUGUCUGUCCACGUAGUGUCGUGCUUGCUGGCGAGCGACGUGACACAGUUGCGAAUAUUCACCCCGUGCAAGAUGCCGGCGCGCUGGACGACCGCGCUGCUGGCGCUCCUGGCGGCGGCGGCGGCGGCGCAGCGGGAGGCGGCGCCCGCCCCCAGGCAGCAGGCGCCGCACCCCACCUCGCCCUGCCCCAGCGUGUUCUCGUACGAGGGCCGGCGGCCGGACAAGAACCGCUGGUUCGGCGUCAUCCUCGUCACCACCGAGGAGCCGCUCAAGGGCAUCCGCCUCGACAUCGCCCUCGACCGGCCCGCGCAGAUCCUCGGGAACUGGGAAGGAAAGGUGUCGUCUAAGGACAACAUCCAUUUUACUGUUGUAAACCUUAACAAGAAAAUUGCACCUGGCCCUCCAGUUUCUGUGCGAAUAUUUGUGAAAUUUGAAGAAAUGGAAACAAUUCCACAAGUAAAAAGUAUAAGAUUUAACGGCAAACAAAUUUGUCCAUCAGAACACGACACGCAGCUGUCGGCCGCCAGGCCGGGCCACACGUCGCUGGGGAACCCGCAGACGGACGGCAACUACCCCGUGGUCCGGAGGACGACCACCGCGCGCGGCGACGCCGAGUGGGUGACCCCGCAGCCGGCGCGCACCAAGAGGCCCGACGAGGUGCGCGACCCGCUGCCCUGGGAGCCGCCCGUCGCCAAGUCGUCCACGGAGCUGCCCCUGCCGUGGGACGACGCCUCCAGGGAGACGCCCCGGCCCCGAGUGACCACGGCGCCGCCGGCCAAGAGACAGACAGCGUCGCCUGGCGCAGCGACCAGCAGGCCGAAGCACAGAUGCGGUGUUGUGGACGUGCAAGCACGCCCGCUCGUCACGCGAGGGCAGAAGACUGCCAGAGGCCAGUGGCCGUGGCACGCGGCACUCUAUCAGUCCAAAGGAAUUGAUCUCAGGUACAUUUGCGGGGGAUCCCUGAUCAGCUCGUCGAUUGUACUGACAGCGGCACACUGUGUCACCCGACCAACGCUGGACACUCCAGUAGACCCGGAGACACUGGUGGUGUAUCUCGGCAAGCACCACUUGAAAAUGUGGAGUGAAGGAGGCGUACAAGACAAGCAGGUGUCUGCGAUCCACGUGCACCCCGCCUACAACAGCAACGACUUCCGAGGCGACCUGGCGGUGCUGAUGCUCUCCAGCGCCGUGGAGUUCUCGCGCUUCGUGCAGCCCGUGUGCCUGUGGAGCGCGCUCAUGCGCGACCUCAAGGCCGUGGAAGGCCGCGAAGGCACGGUGGUCGGCUGGGGCUACGACGAGACUGGCCAAGUCACAGAGGAGCUCAUGAUGGCCAAAAUGCCUGUGGUGUCUGAAGUGACGUGCCUACGAAGCUACCCACAGUUCUUUUCCCACUUUGCCACGAAUAACACAUUUUGUGCUGGAUUUCAGAACGGUACCAGCGUUUGCAAUGGCGACAGUGGAGGUGGAAUGGUUUUCCCCACACGACAUGACGAUGGCACAACUGUGUGGCAGAUCCGAGGCCUUGUAAGCAUCAGUGUUUCACAAGAGAGCAAGAAGAUUUGCGACACUAGCCACUACGUCGUAUUCACAGAUGUUGCUAAACACUUAGAUUGGAUUCAAAAGUACCUGGCAAAUUAAAUGAAGAAUUAAUUAGAUAGCAGAAACAUAUGUAAUGCUGGAGAAAUUUUUUUUUGUAAAUGAUUGUGUGUUGUAAAAUAUGUUUUAGAUAAGGUGCUGAUAAAUAAAUAAACUUAUAAUUAUUUUGUUA
This is a messenger RNA of Bacillus rossius redtenbacheri, 1900 nucleotides long. RefSeq names its product serine protease gd-like. The transcript is spliced from 10 exons. The record is from RefSeq and is a predicted model, not a curated record. NCBI's taxonomy places the organism in Eukaryota, Metazoa, Arthropoda, Insecta, Phasmatodea, Bacillidae. Gene Ontology annotation, molecular function: serine-type endopeptidase activity. Gene Ontology annotation, biological process: proteolysis. The coding region runs from base 1 to 1770 and encodes 589 amino acids.